Messenger RNA from Salvia splendens (bonfire salvia), 2899 nucleotides. Its product is annotated as YTH domain-containing protein ECT3. Gene Ontology annotation, biological process: mRNA destabilization. Gene Ontology annotation, cellular component: cytoplasm. The transcript has 8 exons. Gene Ontology annotation, molecular function: mRNA binding. NCBI's taxonomy places the organism in Eukaryota, Viridiplantae, Streptophyta, Magnoliopsida, Lamiales, Lamiaceae. The record is from RefSeq and is a predicted model, not a curated record. Bases 325 to 2439 code for a protein of 704 amino acids.
AAGAUUCCUCUUCGUGUAGACGUUGUUCCUAUUCUGCCACCCAAUUAUCUCUCUCUAUCAAGCUUUCAUUUCUCCGCACUCGACCGCCUUUUUUUUUAUAUUUUCUCUCUCUAGGGUUCUAACGCGUGGGCAAAGGGGGAAAAUUAGACACUACUGCAAUUAAUUCUCGCUGAUAGAUUUUGGGGAAAUUCAUACCCAUGUUACCAGAAAUUAGGAAUUCAAUUCCGCCGCUCUCUACUUUGAUCCUUCUACUGCUUUCUUCAUCCACCAUGGAUUAAAUCUGUUCCUUCCUUCGUUUGUCUUUUUAGGGUGGCAAGUCCUGGGAUGGAAGUGUACAAAGUUCCUGAUCAAGGACUUGCUGAUACUUACCUGAUUCAAGGUGCUGAGCCAAACCCACAGCCUGAUCAGUUUGGACUAUACGGAUCCAUGUAUAACGAGGGAGCACCUGACUAUAUUAUCGACCAGGGCUUGUAUUAUCCUACUGGCACCAACUAUGGGUACAUUUGUACAGGCUAUGAACCAACCAUGGAGUGGGAAGAUCAGCAUAGGUUUUUCGGUGUAGACAAUCAAGACAUUCAUUAUACGGUUGCGACAAAUGAGAACAUGCCAUAUGCAUAUUAUUCUCCCAAUUAUGGAUAUGGGCAGACUCCUUUUAACCCAUACAAUCCUUAUAUUCCUGGUGCUGUAAUAGGAGCUGAUGGAUCAAUUAUACCAGCACAACAAUACUAUGCCCUUCCCUCGUAUGAAAAUCCUGUUACAUCGGCGUCAUAUCUGCCUGUAGUUUUCCAGCCAAGGCCUGAUGCUGUUGCUAAUGGGAUUGUAGAUUCAUUCAUUGAUACUGGUGGAUCUUUUAACAAGGCUGAUGGUCUAGGUUCUAAACGUAAUUCGGCUCAGAAUACUCCUAAUUCCUCUUUAAGCGCAAUGGGUGAUGCCUCUGGCCGAAAAAACUCCUUUGUGAAGACGUCUGAAGGUAGGGUUAAUGUGGGGACUGGCAAGCAGCAUCCAUCAAGUAAUACUUCUGGUAGUAUUACUAAUCAAGCUGCACCACAGAUUUCCCAGAUUAGAGGCCCUCAAGGCACAGAGAACGGUUUUCGUGGGAAAGCAUCAGCUGUCAGUAGUCAGUUGAAGACUGCUUUUACCUCUGGAAAUGGAUCAUCUACUUUCGAAUCGAGCAAUUAUUCUCAUGCAUCUGUAAAUAAAGUGAAGCCCAACAUACUCAGUGGGAGGGCUCUUGAUGAAAGAGCUGGUCUUGAUAUAUUGAGCAACCAGAAUAGUGAGUCCAGGAUGAGCAAAUCAAAGAACCAAUUGGUUGUUAAAGCCUAUACUACAAGGGCUGGAAAUCCUGAUGCUCAAGGAAACAUCAUUAUCUCUAGAGAUCAUUAUAACAGAGUUGAUUUUCCAGUGGAAUAUGCAAAUGCAAAGUUUUUCGUGAUCAAGUCAUAUAGCGAGGAUGAUGUGCAUAAGAGUAUCAAGUAUAAUGUGUGGUCAUCCACUCCCAAUGGAAACAAGAAGCUUAAUGCUGCAUAUGAAGAUGCCAAGAGAAUAUCUGCUGGAGACUCUAGAGGCUGCCCCAUCUUCCUCUUCUUUUCUGUUAAUGCAAGUGGCCAGUUCUGUGGUAUUGCAGAAAUGACUGGCCCAGUGGAUUUCCACAGAGAUAUGGAUUUCUGGCAGCAAGAUAAAUGGAGCGGAAGCUUUCCUGUGAAGUGGCACAUCAUAAAGGAUUUGCCAAACCCAAAUUUUAGGCACAUCAUAUUGGAGAACAAUGAGAACAAGCCAGUGACUAACAGCAGAGAUACACAAGAGAUAAGCUUCAAGAAAGGCUUGGACAUGCUUAAAAUAUUCAAAGGCCACACGUCAAAGACAUCCCUACUUGAUGACUUCAUGUACUAUGAAAAUAGACAGCGGAUUUUGCAGGGAGAGAGAGCUAGGCUUUUCAUUAAGAGCUAUGAAAAUCCGUAUCUUGUUCCAUUAUUGGAUCCUCCUCGGAAGCUUCAGACGGUUCACGAUUUUCCUCCUAUUAGCGAUGCAAAUGCUGCCAAACAUAAUACCAAUAAUUCAAGUAUGGUGAACAAUAGGGAAGUUCCUCCAAGUGCUGCAUCAACUUGCUCCACGAACAACCGUGCUGAGCCCAAAGGGAAAAAUUCCUCAGGUACUAAUCCAAACAAUGUAGCAAGUGUCCCUGAGAGCUGUGAAGGCUCAGUGGAUUCAGUGGAUAAAGUGCUGAAUGCAGUUGAUGAACUCAAAAUUAGCGGAUUGAACAUACAUUCAGAUGAGCCGGGUUCAGGGCCUACUAGGGAAGUAUCUAACAAAACAAACAGCGAGAUGGUAAAUGUUGUCACAAUAGGGUCAAUGCCGGUCAAAGUUGUUGAUAAGGAGUCUUCUGGUUUUUUGACUGUGGGAACAAUUCCUCUGGAUCCAAGAAAUCUCCUCCAUGAGUAGGUGGAGGGGGACAGUGCAUUGGGGUGGGGUGGGGUGGGGUGGAGUUAUGCCGCAUGAAGGUGGAUUUGGAUGGUUUACCUAUUUGUUUGAAAUGUUGUUGACGAAGUCCCCGGGGAGCUCUGCGUUUCUAUUGUAUAAUUGAGUGUAUCAUACUCGGUCAUGGCUUCUGUUUUGGAAUUUCAGCGUUAGAACCUCCGGGGGCGAAUAGCUCACAGUUUUCUUCAUCUCUCUUUCGUCUGGGUGAGAAGAAUGAAGAGAUUCCUUUUAACUAAAUUGAAAUGUUAAAUACUGAUGUUAUUUUUUUUCCAUUUUCUUUAGCGGGAGUGAGGUGGCCUUGGUCUUUGGCUGAGGGUGAUGCUGCUUUUGUAUUUCCCGUUUAACUUCCUGUUUUUUGCCUUUUGGUUUCCAUCUUUACAGAAGUUAUAUCCAAGAGAAAAAGAAAAUAAAAAAUUUACUUUCA